CUCAGGGCACGAGAGUCGAAACGGAUCCAUGCAGCUGGAGCGGAAACUCGAGGUUUCGAUUACGCGAGUUCAGGCCGGUGCUAAAGAGCUUGGAAGGGUCCAACAGGAGAUGUUUGUGCGCGCUAAGCAGGCGUUUGAGAGCACAGGCGUGGAAGUUGCGGAGCAAGCUUAUCAGGGCUGCGUUUCUUAGCCUUCGAAUGUCGGUUUUGGAGUUUGUGAGAAGCUCGGCGGUUCAGCUGGGUCCGCUGUCUGACGGGCCGGCAGACGACGUGGACUGCUUUUGUCCUCCCCGUGUUUGGAACGGGUUGAGCAUUCGACAGCGGACGUGCCGGGUCAUGGCUAGGAUCUUUCAGCUGCUUUUUAGAAGGAGUUUGCGUCCCAGCAUACGCUCGUUUGGCCUGCAGCCGUUCCUGAGAAGUGACGAGAGAGAUUUGAGCGGGAGAACGGAGAUCCGUCUUCGAGCUUUGGAAAGGGAGAUGGAAGCACAUCAUGUCAGCAGCAAAACGAUAAGAUCCUGGGUAGCCGCCACGAUCGAGGCCGUGGGUCCGUUGAUACACAUGGAGCGCAACGUCGAAGGAGUCACGCAGGAAAUCAUCGAGGAGCUAUCUCCGGUGAUUAGCUUCGUCUUUAUCCAGAAAUCAUAUCAAAGUCAAAGCUCAAGUCUCGGCCAUCUGCCAGAAAGCUGCCGGCUUGAAACUCGCCAUGAGGAAAGCCUCUCGGGUUUACGCGAUUGAAGUCCCUUCUCAUGAUGUCGAGACAUGGGGCGGGCCAGGGUGUGAUCUCGCGACUAGAGCCCUCAAGCCGAGACAAUGGCUCACUGUUGUGGAACAUGAGAGGUGUUCAGACACUGGUCCUUUGCCUUUUGCCUCGAACAGCCAUGGUAUCCCUGGAACCGGACAGACAACGGGGGAUAUUGCUUGCAUCCCCUUCGGCGCUCUGACAAAGCUGGAGGAGAGGACACUCGGGGGGAUGCAGAAGGUCAUUUUGGAAAAGGGGUGGGUAGUCUCGACCCAACCCGUCGUGGCAAAGACCAAGCGAAAGGCUACGUCCGCCCCUGAACCUCACAUGCAACAAGAGCAGCCAAGGAAGCGGACUAGUCCAUCCCACAGCAUCUCUACACUACAGUUA
This is a messenger RNA of Canariomyces notabilis, 1128 nucleotides long. Lineage: Eukaryota; Fungi; Ascomycota; Sordariomycetes; Sordariales; Chaetomiaceae. The record is from the annotation of a RefSeq genome assembly.